GGACUCGUAUUGCUUCUUCACACGUACCACCAGCACCCCUCUCGCCUACUGGACUCUAGUGUACCAGGCUAGCUAGCUAGCAAGCUGCUGCUAGUGCUAACAGAAGAAGAAGAUGGCUCCUCCAUUGGCCGCCGCCGUGGGCCUGCUCCUCGCCGCCGCCGCCGUCGUCAGCGCGAGGGCGCCUCUGAGCCUGACUGAGCUGCAGGCUACCAACGCCACCAGCGGCGACGGCCUGUCGGUGUACUUCCACCUGGAGUCGUGCCCGCAGCUGGAGACCCUCGUCCGCUCCAACGUCGACGCCGCGCUCCGCCAGAACGUCCGCCUCACCGCCGGCCUACUCCGCCUCUUCUUCCACGACUGCUUCCCGCAGGGCUGCGACGCUUCCAUCCUCCUGGACAACGGCGAGCGCAACCUCCCCCCCAACGUGGGCCUCCAGCAGGAGGUGCUCAACCUCAUCGAGGACAUCCGCGCCAAGGUCCACGCCCAGUGCGGCGCCACCGUCUCCUGCGCCGACAUCACCGUCCUCGCCACCCGCGACGCCGUCAACCUGGCCGGCGGCCCCGCCUUCUCCGUGUCCCUGGGCCGCCUCGACAGCCUCGCGCCCGCCUCCGACAACGACGUCUUCAAGCUCCCCCCGCCCACCGCCACCGUCGACGAGCUCCUCUCCGCCUUCAACGCCGCGGGCCUCACCGACCCGGCCGACCUCGUCUCGCUCUCCGGCGCCCACACCGUGGGGAAGGCGCGCUGCAGCGCGUUCGGCGCCAUCUCCGGCCCCGCCAGCGACGACAUCACGAGGUGCAUCACGGAGCCGUGCUCGGCGGCGGGCAGCGGCGACCGGCUGCGGGACCUGGACUUCCUGACCCCCAGCGUGUUCGACAACAUCUACUUCAUCGAGCUGACGCUGAAGAAGAACAAGGGGGUGAUGCUGCCGUCGGACCAGGCUCUGGUGACGGACCCGCGCACCAGCUGGCUCGUCCAGGGAUUCGCCGACAACCACUGGUGGUUCUUCGACCAGUUCAAGACCUCCAUGAUCAAGAUGAGCAACCUCAAGGGCCCACAGGGAAACGUCGGCGAGGUCAGGCGCACCUGCUUCAGGCGCAACUCCGCCGGCUCCACCGUCCAGAACGCCGGCGACGAGGGCCUUGUCUCCCCUGCUUGAUUAAUACUCCUAUAUUGUUCACCUCCAUUGUCGAUCCGGCCGUGUCGUCGUAGCAGUUAUACUUUAUCAUUCUCCAGAGGUAGUAAGCAAUAAUGAAUGGGUGCCCCUGCGUGCACGUGGUAGGCUGCAUCUAGUCACCAUGUCGGCAUGUCGCAUUGAUGCUGUUCAACAUCACAUCACACCACACUCUUUAUCUUCCAAUAGAUCACCUUUUCCCCCUUUUUCUCAAGAAAAGAAAGAAUAAAUUACACUUGCUUGUAUCUGGUAUAUAGUCUUGUGCUGCCCUAUGGAACAUGUCCGAAUUUUCUUUGACGAGACAUCUUUGCACUGAAAUUAAUAAAAGGUUCUACUUGUUCCGUUUCAAA
Molecule: messenger RNA, 1524 nt
Organism: Setaria italica (foxtail millet)
Lineage: Eukaryota; Viridiplantae; Streptophyta; Magnoliopsida; Poales; Poaceae
Product: cationic peroxidase SPC4-like
Exons: 2
Coding region: 113-1159 (348 amino acids)
Biological process (GO): hydrogen peroxide catabolic process; response to oxidative stress
Molecular function (GO): peroxidase activity; heme binding
Source: RefSeq, a predicted model, not a curated record